AUGCUUCAGGAUCCAGGGUCACGAUGGGGCGAACAAGUCCCUCGAGCCUUGCAUCCCUUCAGCAUCUUUCCCAUCGACACGGAUUCCAGAGCUCGGCAGCUGAUCCAUUUUAUGCAUGUUGAGGGCGACUACCUCUACCGACCGUUCCGAAACGAGUGGUGGGCAAUGGCUGUUGUAGACUGCACCGCGUUCUACCUCUCAUUAGCGAACGCGGCGUUAUUCUUCAACCAAAAGACCAUGAACAAAGGCAGCGAAUACAGCGACUUCGAAGAGUCCUCGAAAUAUCUGAGUCUGUGUCUCAACCAAGUCGUGCAUAGGCUUAACCAAGAACCCGACAACGUCAGCGAAGGUGUCAUUACCACGGUGCUUGGAUUUCUCUGUCACGACUGUACUAUUGGCAGAUGGGACCGGUACGCUAUGCACAUGGGUGGUCUGCAGAACAUCCUUCGGAUUCGUGGCGACUUCCAGCGUCUUGACAGCACUAUCGCAAUGUUCGUAUCUUGGUUCGAUGUGCUCGGAUCCUCGAUUUUUGACACGAAGCCGCUCUUCCCGUUGCCUCGGAGCUCCACCGCAUCGACCUCACAUGACGGCACGCUAUCCAUAGCGCUGCAGCGACUCGUCCUGCGACUCUCAAGUGGCUCGAACCAAGAUAAAAAGAUAGCUACUGCUCUUGAAUCCUCUGCGCAGCUGGCUGCGUUCGUGAACGAAAAUGCGAAUAAUCCACGAUUCUGGAAAGACGGUGCAACUGCAGCGAGACGCAUCACGCCCAUCAUGCAUCUUCUCCUAUCACUACCGCGAUCACCCGAAUUCGAUGCUCCUAGCACUGUAAUCCCGGAAAUCGCGCCGCCUGAGCUGGUACGGCUUGCCCUACUUAUCUUGUUGACCAGGUUGAAGAAAGCAUUUUCGCUCGUCUCGGACGAACUUCACACCCUCCUAGAGCGAUUCCGGCUCAUGGUCAGUGCCUCAAUAUGCUUCGACGGGACAUUCCCGGAGCUUUUUCUGUGGUGCUCCGUCAUCGUUGCAACAAUGGAUCGAGCAGAGCAACAGAGAAUUGUCUAUAUCAGUGCCAUUUCUACUUCUAUGGGGAACAUGGGGAUUCAAUCCGGCGAAGAUGCCAUUGCAUGCGCAAAGCAGCUCGUCUGGAUUGAUUCAUUGAUGGGCACUGGGGCUCGAAGCCUCGAGUCCGAGCUCGAUUGUGCUACUCGCUCCCUUUCCAUGUCCCCAGAAGCUUCCCACUUCAACAACCCGUUUGCGUCACUUCAUACAGCCUGA
Messenger RNA from Cladophialophora carrionii CBS 160.54, 1272 nucleotides. RefSeq lists its product as uncharacterized. The transcript has 4 exons. NCBI's taxonomy places the organism in Eukaryota, Fungi, Ascomycota, Eurotiomycetes, Chaetothyriales, Herpotrichiellaceae. The record is from RefSeq and is a predicted model, not a curated record. Bases 1 to 1272 code for a protein of 423 amino acids.